Serinus canaria (Common canary) is the source of this 2727-nucleotide messenger RNA. RefSeq names its product GSG1 like (gene GSG1L). Bases 506 to 2320 code for a protein of 604 amino acids. Gene Ontology annotation, cellular component: plasma membrane. Lineage: Eukaryota; Metazoa; Chordata; Aves; Passeriformes; Fringillidae. The transcript has 7 exons. The record is from RefSeq and is a predicted model, not a curated record.
GGCUCGGAGCGGUGCCGGGCACGGUGGCAGCGGGUGGCAGCUGUCCCUGCCUGCUCCUGCCCAUCCUACGGGAGCAGGGCACAGCGAGCCUGGCAGCCUGCAGGUGUCUCCCGGCGGAGGAGGCUGCGGAGCCCCUCGGGAGGAUGAUGUGCGGUGGCCGAGCAGAUGUUCACUCGCCUCUGGGGCUCCUCGGCAGGCAGAGCCGCUCCGCUGCCCUCAGCGCGCUGAAGCUCCGCGGCUGCGAGGGAUCGGCCCCGCUGCCGCGCCGGCAGCUGCUCCUCUAACCAACAAAGGCAGGGUUUCAAGUCAAGGGGAAGAAUGGGAGUCUGGCUGCAGAGCUUCCUUCACCGCUUCAGCAGCAGAUUGGAAGAAGCUGAGAGUUUUGAUGCCUGGACAACUGGAUUCUGAAUCGUGAGAGGCUUUGAAACCCACCCCCCCCUCCCAAAUAAAACAAACCCCUUUGACUUCUUCUCUCAGCAGGAGGGGGAGGGAGGGCGGAUUUACCAUGAAGACAAAUCGAAGAUGCAGAGCUCUGCUAGCAGUGAGUCUGAAUCUGAUGGCUCUCCUCUUCUCUACAACAGCUUUUAUCACGACCCACUGGUGUGAGGGCACACAGAGGGUCCCCAAGCCGAGCUGUGGGAAAGAGAAGAAGACAAACUGCCUCAACUACGGCGGGAAUGAGACUGCAAAUGAGACGAACCAGAAUGUGGUUCAUUACAGCUGGGAGACGGGAGAUGACCGCUUCCUUUUCAGGUAUUUCCACACUGGGAUCUGGUACUCCUGUGAGGAAAAUAUCAAUGCUGCUGGUGAAAAAUGUCGAAGUUUUAUUGACCUUGCCCCGGCUUCUGAAAAAGGUGUGCUGUGGCUCUCAGUGGUGUCCGAGGUGUUGUACAUCAUGCUGUUGGUCGUCGGGUUCAGCCUCAUGUGCCUCGAGCUCUUUCAUUCAAGCAGUGUCAUAGAUGGGCUCAAGUUAAAUGCCUUUGCUGCUGUCUUCACUGUGCUUUCAGGUCUCUUGGGGAUGGUGGCACACAUGAUGUACACUCAAGUUUUCCAAGUGACAGUCAGCCUUGGGCCAGAGGACUGGCGACCACACUCCUGGGACUAUGGAUGGUCCUUCUGUCUGGCCUGGGGCUCCUUCACCUGCUGCAUGGCAGCCUCUGUCACCACCCUCAACUCCUACACCAAGACUGUCAUUGAGUUCAGGCACAAGCGCAAAAUCUUUGAGCAGGGCUUUCGAGAAGAGCAGAACUUCCUAGACCAGGAAGCCAUCAAGUACUUCAGAGAAAGGGCUUCACAACACCCAGCUCUAAGUGUCACUAGCCCGCAGAGGAACAGGAGUGACCAUUAUGCUCAGAAAAUCCCCCCAUUCGCUACGUCAAGCUCUUCCAGCGACACAUCAAGCAGCUCUUCACUUUCAUCAGAACCAACCAGCCAGAUCUCCAUGGUUCAGGAUCAAACCCUGCUGGACAUCACCUCCAUCACUGGAUUGACCCCAGGGGAAUCACCAAACCCUCAACCACUUGAGCAAAGAGAUACAAAUUUAGCAAUAUCGUGUUCCAGCCCACUCGGAGCAAGGACUAUUCCAGCAUCUUGCCCAGCCAGCCUCAGGCUCAGUCUAACACCCAGCUCAGCCAAGCCACAGCAAUACUCUGACUGCUCUCCAGUCAGCCCAGGGAUCAAUGCAGCUUCCUUCUCCACCUUCUGUCCUCACUCAGCACAAAACGUACGAGCUUCAGCUUCAGAUCACACACUGACCCCCACCAGGACAAGCACAAGGCCUCCAGCAACAGCGACUCCUGAAGAGAGUUCCCAGGCUCCUGGCUAUUCUGAAACUGAAUUAAAGAAUACAGGAAAGGGGUUUGAAUCAGAUCUGGAAGAUCCUGAUCAUGAGAGGAGAUUUGUAACCACACAGGAAUUCCAAGCCAUGGAGAAAGAGCUAGAGGAUGUAAAGGAAGACCUGAAAUGCCUGAAGUGGAAGGUGAGACACAUAGGUGAGACGGUGCAGCCCCUGGCCGAGGACAGCAAGAGGUACAAUGGCUACACCCUGAUGGAGCUCAAGGCCAUGGUGCAGUUUGAGGAUGACCCUUACAAGGCUGCCCACACGAUCCUCACCGCCCUCUUCAGCGAUGUCUACUGGCCACAGCACCCAGGCACCGAGCAGGCCUGCAACUCCUGCUCCCUGCCCAAGCCCAACAUAGACCCAGAGCUGUACACGGUCUACUGUGACAUCCUGAAAAGCAUAUUCCCUGGAAUUAGCAGCCAGACCUUGAGGGAAGAGACUCAACAGGUGCAGAAAGGCACCCAGAGUGCAGUGCAGUAACAGCAGAGCCCAGAGGUGCUGGGCAGAGUGCCCGGUCUGCAGUGACUGUAGAGGAUGGGCUGUGCUAGGUCCCGUCGGUCCCUUUAGGCAUGGAUUGUCUGUGAAGGUGUUGGUGAGCUCUGAGCCCUCAUGCCACUUGCCCAGUGACACAGAGUGGGAUGGCAUCCUGCACUCUUCCCACAUUUUAGAAAACAAUUGCUCCUUUGGUGUCUCUUUCAAUCUAUGGACGUUUCCUUCUUUCCAGCAACGACAAAUGCUGACAAAAGAAUCCCACCAAGGCGUUGUACGUCCAAGCAAGGGCCUUCUCCCAGCCCCAAACAGACCAACCAACCAACCAAACAACCAACCAACCAACCAACCAACCAACCAACCAACCAACCAACCAGCAUCUGGGUAGUUUCUAUUUU